Molecule: messenger RNA, 1142 nt
Organism: Poecilia reticulata (guppy)
Lineage: Eukaryota; Metazoa; Chordata; Actinopteri; Cyprinodontiformes; Poeciliidae
Source: RefSeq, a predicted model, not a curated record
GAGGCUCCAGCAGAGGCUGCAGCAGAGGCUGCAGCAGAGGUUCCAGCAGAGGCUGCAGCUUCUGCUGCAGCAGAGGCGCGGCGAUGCAGCAAACCUCCCUGAUCAUCAGUCAGUCUCUGCUCAGCAGGUCCAUCAGCUGAUUGGCUGAGAAAUGCUGAUUCACUCAGUUCCUAUUGAUUUAUGCUGAUCAUCCUGCAAGACAAAAAUAAAUGAGGUUUUAUUAAAACAUUCAGAGGGAGAAACAUGAGUUUCCAUUUAUUUUCUAAAUUUAGUUUUAUUUCCAGUGAAACUUUCUUACAUAUCCAUCAAUUUGUUACUUUUGUUAUUUAUUUAUUUGAUUAUAAAUAAAUAAUGCAUGUAUUUGUGUUAAACCAAUUCAUGCUCUGACGUAUUUGUUUAAUUUUAUUUUCCUUAUUUAAUUUUCUUUAGUUUUAUUUACUUAUUAAAUUUUCUUGCUCUUUUUCUUAUUAUAUUAAAAUAAAAUGUAUCCUCUCUUUUCUCUUAAUACUUCAUUUUCUUGCAUAUUUUUUUUGAUCUCUAAUUUUCUUUAAUUAUUAAGUUAUUCUUUAUUUUCUUGUGCAGUAAAUCUGUUAUUUUGUAACCAGAACAUUUUAAAACCGGAGGAUUCGGGUCCUGAAAACCGAUCAGUGAUUAAAAUGUUUUUGUUGAAGACGGGAUGUUUGUCUCUGGAGGAUUUGGGUUCUGCGGUUCCAACCACAGUAAAAUUAGGAAUCAGUUUCAGAACCAUUUCCUCUUCAGAACCGACCCGAUGGCUGCAGGUUUCUCGUCUUUAUGCUGUUUGUAACCUCAGGUUCUGCGCUACAUGGCGCUGAGGAACGGCAGCAACGCCACCAGCCUGGUUCUGCAGCGGGUCGGCGCCGCCAGGCCCGGCGGCCCGGUGAGGAGGCGGGGCGGCGUCCUGCAGCUGGCGGUCCAUCCGGUGCUGCGCCUCAGGACGAUGGUGCUCAUGUACGUGUGGUACUGCUGCAGCCUGGUGUAUUACGGCCUCACCCUGGGAGCCAGCGCCACGUCGGGGAGUCGCUUCGUUAACGUGGCCAUGUACGGCCUGGUGGAGCUGCCGGCCUACCCGCUCUGCAUCUAUUUCAUCAAUAAGAGCUGGUGAGAGCCGACACGCCUGCGGG